AUGAGGACAGAAAGGAAAAUACAAACUUUUAAUUUCAAUGGUACUUUACCUAUCUCUCAAAAGUCUGUGAAUAGAUCUAUCAUUGGUAGGAAUUUGCGAAAGCAUGAACUUGGUGGGGUCAUAUUUGGAUGUACAAGGCAUACAAUGAAAGAAUGUCUAUCUAAACAACUUUUUGGGUUACCAGCUCAGCACUUUUCAUAUGUGGAGAAUAUCAAUCCAAAAAUGCCUUUAUUUCUAUUCAACUAUAGUGAUAGAAAGCUUCAUGGAAUUUUUGAGGCAACUAGUCAUGGAAAAAUGUUUAUAGACCCAUAUGCAUGGAUUAAUGAUGAUUAUACUGAUGAAACACAGUAUCCUGCACAGGUAAAAGUUCGUGUCCGAGUUCAGUGUCAUCCAUUAUUAGAAGAUAAAUUUGGAGAAGUAAUCGGAGAAAAUUAUUAUCUUAAUAAUCAUUUUUGGUUUGAACUAGACCAUACACAAACAAGCAAGUUAAUGUAUUUAUUUGUAUCUACGGCCAUAGCUACUAAAACACCAGUACCACAAUAUAAUACAAAGAGGAGAAUUGAAUAUGCUAAUAUUCCACGCGAAACCCUAAAAAAAGAUGGAUUCGACCGACCAUUACGUAACCAUCGAAUUAAAAAGGAGAUAAAUCAUGACGAAAAAGAUCGAGUAUAUAAGAAACUAUUAGAAAUGGCUCUUGGAAAGAAAAAUGAAGACCUAUAUUUUAUAGACAAUGUAAGAGAUACUCCUAAUGAUAGCAAUAUAAAAGGUUAUAAAGAGGCACCAUUGAAUUUAAGAAAGAAUGAUGAAAAUUGCAGUGCAUCAUUCAAGAAUCUCUAUACUAUAGUGCAGUCCGUGCAACAAAGGGUUGGAGAACGAAAAGCUUUUCAAAAAACUAAAUCUUUGGAGAAUGAUGAUCUAAAACAAAAGCGGGCUUCGUUGCAAAUUCAACAUAUCAAAGAAGAUUACGCAAUAUCUAAACUUACAAAUGUGGAGAAGACGAUUAUUCAAUUAUUAUUGUCUAAAAAUGCAACCAAAUCCUUUCAACCAUUGAACUUUAUUGGGUUGUAUACUACACAAGUACGAUUGAAUGUUAUUAGUACUACAAAUGGACAUAAAUGUUUUACAAAUGUUGAGAUAUUUCAUUUAGAUUAUGGAAGAUGGAUCUCUAUCAAUUCAAACUCAAAUAAGAAUUUUGAUCUUAUUGAAAUGGAACUCAAUGAUUCACUUCAUGUCAAUGGUGGAUAUAAUGGAUUUGACUAUUUGAAGUAUACUAUGAAUGGCUUUGAUGAAUGCACAAGUGUUCCAUAUAUGGAUCUCUUUGAUCCAUGUAUUGAGGCAAGAAUGAAAUUGAUGAAUUAUGUUGAGAAUUUUUGUGAUGCUAAAGAUUUUAAAGAGUCUAUGAGAUCAAGGGAGUCUAAGUUUUUGAAACUUUUUUAA
Messenger RNA from Lathyrus sativus (Indian pea), 1437 nucleotides. NCBI's taxonomy places the organism in Eukaryota, Viridiplantae, Streptophyta, Magnoliopsida, Fabales, Fabaceae. The record is from the annotation of a GenBank genome assembly.